Messenger RNA from Ustilago hordei, 1557 nucleotides. RefSeq lists its product as uncharacterized. The transcript has a single exon. The record is from RefSeq and is a predicted model, not a curated record. Bases 1 to 1557 code for a protein of 518 amino acids. Lineage: Eukaryota; Fungi; Basidiomycota; Ustilaginomycetes; Ustilaginales; Ustilaginaceae.
AUGCUCUCAUCAAUUGACCUUUACCAUUCACCGACUGCUGCAUCAUCGCGGCUUGCAGCACGUUCACCUCCUUCAGCAUCCUCAAUGAAAGUCGCGCUUCCGUCGCCUAGGCCAUCAUCCUCAAAGAUCGUACUUGCCGCUCCUACUCGGUCAACUUCUCAGGUCCGGCACUCUGCAUCUCCCUCGCCUGAUUCAAAGACCGAAGUGGACUCUGCAAGCUCACGAGGAAAAGGAAAGCGUUUGAGAAGAGCACAGGCAUGUGACAUAUGUCGUAAGUCUUGUCCUCCUUUGGCUUGCUUUGAUUUGUAUGUCUUUACCAACCUUUGUCUAUUUUGCACCGUGUCGCUAUCUGUAGGUGGUAAUCAUCGAAAAUGUAACGGACCAAUGCCUGGGUCGACCUCAUGUGGACGAUGCAUUACACAACACAAGAUCUGUACAUGGAACUUCAGCAAAGAACGAUGCACUCGUCAACGAUGCACUUGCGUUUCUUGCAAGACUAUCGGGAUGCAUAUCAAGCAAUCUAAGUCAGCAAAAGGGGCAGUUUGUAAAGGUACAAGCCCCAGUGCGUCUUUUUCAUCCUGUUGCGGGUCGAGCGAGACAUGUUCUCCUCCCAACACACCUUCUGAUGGAUCACAUCAGUUACGACUGCCUUUAGUGGAGUACGGACAAACAAUCGCACAGAAUGCAAGAGUAGCAUUCACAUCCAAUCCCUCUCUCCAGUGGGAGCAAGCACUGGCUCGAAAGCAAAAACCACUUAUGCCAUUGAGCCAAGAAUUGCCCCAUUUUCACUUUCACUCGGAAUGCAUAGCACUGGCCAACAAAUACAACUUGCUCAUUUAUACGCUCCCUCUAACACCGUGGGAUGAAAGCAGACCAAGUGAAGCGACCAUCCCUUCGCAAAGAGGCUUGUCGUGUACCAUUCCAAGCUGGAUACAACCUGCACCGAGUAGGAAAGAAGCAGCCGAUAUUUUACGCGCUUUGCUUGAGGCUGGCAGUGAUGUUGAAAGCGAUGUAGGGUUCGGGGUGGCUAGUUGGACUGCUGUGCCUGCUGUUCUCUCUGGGUCGUACGCCAGUGAUGGUGGGGGUGAAUUAUGGGAUGAUGAAGAGAUGGCACAACGAGUGCGAGCUUCGCGUAGCUCUGCAGAUGACGAUUCGGAUAGGGAUAGCGUUGGCGAGUCCGUGCUAGCUCAGAAGGGCAUGCCUAUCGACAUGGACGUGGAAGAGAAUGCUUCCUUGGAGCGGGAGCCUGAAUCCUCCAGCGCACCGCGUGGUUCUUCACACCUUGACUGUCAGUUUCCGCUCCAACACCCCGAGCAACAGAGCAUGAACUCUGGCAUUGAUCCAUUCCUCCUCACCGCCUGCCACAGCUUUUCAACGCCUCCGCAGGCUUCACCAGAGACUCCAUGGUCGAGCAUCAAGAACAGCAUCUCUGAACGCAAUGGCAGCUGUAGAAAGAAAGAGGAGGAUGCUUUUUGGCAGGAAGGAAUACCUGCUGUGUUGCAAGAAGCGUCAAACCCAAACGCUUUACAAGAAUCUUUACAAUCCUUGUCCGAGUAA